Bombyx mori (domestic silkworm) is the source of this 309-nucleotide messenger RNA. RefSeq lists its product as hypothetical. NCBI's taxonomy places the organism in Eukaryota, Metazoa, Arthropoda, Insecta, Lepidoptera, Bombycidae. The record is from RefSeq and is marked provisional.
AUCACUUGAAGGAAAACCUGCAAGUUGCGCUUUCAACAUGUUCUACAAAUUAUUCACCCUCUUUGCUCUGUUGGUGGCCGUGGCUUUCGCCAGCCCCAACCCCAAGCCUGAGCCAGUGCUGACCUACGCCGCCGCCCCUGCCUACGGAUAUUCCGCGUAUUCAGCAUACGCCCCAGUUGCGUACCCCUCUCCAUACGCCGCCUACCCUUACGCUUACUCUUCUUAUUACGUCCGUUGAAAACCUUCCCCGCCCUGACAACUGAAUCUGAAACUGCUAAAUAAUUUGAAUAAAAUUUUACAUUGCAUAUA